Molecule: messenger RNA, 2819 nt
Organism: Peromyscus californicus insignis
Lineage: Eukaryota; Metazoa; Chordata; Mammalia; Rodentia; Cricetidae
Gene: Primpol
Product: primase and DNA directed polymerase
Exons: 17
Coding region: 690-2294 (534 amino acids)
Biological process (GO): mitochondrial DNA replication; error-prone translesion synthesis; replication fork processing
Cellular component (GO): nucleus; mitochondrial matrix
Molecular function (GO): chromatin binding; DNA-directed DNA polymerase activity
Source: RefSeq, a predicted model, not a curated record
CCGCCCCGCGCGGGGGUUUGAAGCUCCGUUCCCGCCAUCUGCAGCUUUCACGGGCUGGCAGAGGCCUCCGGCCGGCCGACGUGCAUCACCUGAGCUACCUUACUGAAUGCCGGACUGUUCGAGAUCCUAGUUCAGACGCUGACGCGGUGAAGCGUGUUUUGCAUAAAAGGACAAAACAGGAGUGCAGCACUCGGCAUCGGAUUUCAGGGGCUCCGGAUACCCUGACGACCAAUUCAUCCCACGAGAGCAGCAGCUUGUUUGCGAACGCUCUCGCCUGGUUGGAUGUGAGGGACGGUAGUAUACCGGUGACCCAGAGGGAGCAGAAGGGGUUCUGGGUCUCCCCAGAGAGGAAGAAUUCAGGAAAAGCCAAGGGAUGCUUUCAGGGUGGGAGCAGCUGGAGUAAGAGGGCUUCCGAAGUAGUCUUGAAGCUCGGAGUGGCCAUUGCCUUCCAUUUGCACCCCCUGCUCGAAUAGUUCAAGCCCCAGUUGUUCUCUGCUGCUCCAGCUGUCACACAUUUCCAGCUGUGAGAACAAUGCGGGGGCAUAGUAGAUGGGAAUAUGUCAUUUGCUAAUGAGAUUCUGUCACUGCAAAGGUUUCUGCUACAACUGAAGACAAAGACAUUGCCUAGUAGUCGUUGAUAGAGAGGUUUCUGAGGCUGGAUUUAGCCUCUCCCUGCUUCCGAACCAACGAUGAGGAAGUGGGAAGCAACGCUGAAGCAGAUUGAAGAGCGAGCGUCUCACUACGAGAGGAAGCCGUUGUCCUCUGUGUAUCGACCAAGAUUGUCCAAGCCAGAAGAGCCAUCCUCCGUUUGGAAGCUCUUUCAUCGUCAGAAUCAAGCUUUUAAUUUUGUUAAAAGCUGUAAAGAGAAUGUUCACGUAUUUGCUUUGGAGUGCAAAGCAGGAGAUGGACAACGUAUUUACCUUGUAACGUCCUAUGCUCAACUUUGGUUUUACUAUAAGUCCCGAAAGACCCUCUUGCAUUGCUACGAAGUUAUUCCCGAGAAUGCUGUGUGCAAGCUUUAUUUUGAUUUGGAAUUUAACAAAUUGGCCAAUCCGGAAGCUGAUGGGAAAAAGAUGGUUGCAUUACUCAUAGAGCAUGUUUGUAAAGCACUUGAGGAGUUAUACAGUGUUCACUGCUCAGCUGAAGAUGUGUUCAACUUGGAUUCCAGCACUGAAGAAAAAUUUAGCCGACAUCUAAUAUUUCAGCUCCAUGAUGUGGCAUUUAAAGAUAACAUUCAUGUUGGUAAUUUUGUGAGAAGAAUUUUGCAACCUGCUCUUCACUUAAUUACCAAGGAAGAUGAAGAUAAGAUUCCAGAGGCAGCGGGCCAUGAAGCUUCCUGUUUUUCAGAUGUACCACUAAAACAAGAGAUUUCAGAGGCCUGGGAGCAGCACAGCCCUGAUCUUUCGUUUUUAGUUGUGAAGAAUAACAUGGGGGAAAAGUGUCUUUUUGUAGAUUUAGGAGUUUAUACAAGAAACAGAAACUUUCGACUGUAUCAAUCAUCCAAGAUAGGAAAAUGUGUGGCUUUGGAGGUUGCUGAAGAUAAUAGAUUUAUUCCAGAACAGUCGAAGGACAUUUCUGAGGAAAACCAGUAUUUCCUGUCAUCCCUGGUGAGCAAUGUCAGGUUCUCAGACACGUUACGGAUUCUCACAUGUGACACGCCUCAGCCUAAAAGAAAGCGGGCUGAGUAUUUUAACAGCACCGGCACGUCAGUCGAGUCCAUUGAAGGUUUUCAGUGCUCCCCGUAUCCUGAAGUUGACCAGUUUGUUCUUUCUUUGGUGAAUAAACACGACGUCAAAGGAGGAAUUCGGCGUUGGAGCUACUUUUUCCCAGAAGAAUUACUCGUUUAUGAUAUUUGCAAAUACCGCUGGUGUGAAAACAUUGGAAGAGCUCACAAAAGUAAUAAUAUUAUGAUUCUGGUUGACCUGAAAAAUGAAGUUUGGUAUCAAAAAUGCCAUGACCCUGUAUGUAAAGCACAAAACUUCAAAUCUAACUGUUUCCCAUUACCCACUGAAGUAAGUCUCCUGUUUCUUCUGAAAGAGGAGGAGUUCACUUCUGAUGAAGCAGAUGAAACCAGCAACUCACUGACCAAGAAUUCUCAAAACCCACCAUCCAGUAACCUGUCACCCGGCCAGUUUUCUGAUGCUGACUGGGAUGACAAAGAUGAUGUCUGCUUCCUGGAAGCUACAGAAGAUGUUGAAUUUGCUGAUGCUGCAGACAAGAGUCUUCUGGGUUACAAGAGUGCGAUGGACGAUAUUCCCGAUGAACUAAUUGUAGAAGCAUUACAGAGUAGCUAACUAUGCAUAGAACUUACCUAACGAGGGUACAGUUUGCCUGAAGCCUGAGAGUUGAUGACAUAAGUGUUAAAUUAGGGCGGGGCUAUAGCUCAAGGGUAGAAGGCCCUGCAUUUAAUCCCCAACACUAAAAAAAUCAAAUUAUAUUAGCUUAUGACUAAACCUGUUUAUAGCAACUGUUGUAUCACUUGAUUUUCUAAUAAUUUGCUUUUUACCUGAGCCAGUUUUAUUGAAGAUUAGCUUUGACAUACUUCAGUAACUGCUCCUAAUCAAAAUUAUUCCAUGCUUGCAUUGACAUCAUUAAAAAGCUUAUUAUAGGUUAAAACUCUAUGCCUCAUGAUGACUAACAUGUCAAGAGACUGAAAUUUAUUAACAAUAAUCAGAACUAUAACUAUGGCUUCUGAAACCGUUAGACAGUUGAACUGGUGUAAUUUAGUUUGGAUGACAAAUGGUAAUAAAUUCUGAUGAGUAGGCACACUUAUUAUCAGAACGGAAGUUUGGUUAUCAAGAGUGCAGUUUCAAGAGAUG